AUGGUGUCCACUAACAUCCUCUCCAUCAGCGUGGUGAACAGCGCCUCCCUGUGGUCUGAAAACGACAGCUGUUUUCCUGCUCAAAUUUUCUCUGCCAACAGAUUCAAAGCUCUGGAUUAUGUCUUUGAGACUACCACCAGUCUGAAGGUCAUGAUGAACUUACUGGCACUGCCAACACCUUACUUUACUGGUACCAGUGACCUGUACCCGCACAGUGGGAAACUGCCUGAAGUCACCUACAGGACACCGUGGAUCAGAGGGAAAGUGAUCUCGACCUGCAAACUCUUUGUCAGCGGUUCUGUGCUUGAAGAUCUGGGAGAGAAACGACCAGUAAAAUCACCAGAAAGAUUUACAGUGACACUGAGUGAGGUGAACAUGGAGAUGAUACCCAGCUCUAAUCCUGACUCACCGAAGGAUUUGGACCAGGAUGAGUAUGUUUGCCUUUUAAAAGAGUCACAGAUCAAUAAUCCGUGUCAGGAAUCAUUUCACAAGUGGACAGCGGACCAGAUGAAACCUGGAAAACAGAACAAAGAUCUCCUCCUGCCAGAAGAGCUCGUACUUGAUUACCUGCCGCACUUCAGGAGACAUUUACCCACGCUGAAAGCCAAACUGUCCCGGCUGAGGACGCUUCCUGUGGCUGACCCUCUGCUGAGCUCAACAGGAGACAUUAUCUCUGAGGACAUCAUAUUCAGGCACUGUGCGUCUUAUGAAAUACCUCCUGAUGUGUACAACAGUGACAUUCAGACGAGUUCAAACAUUCAGGACGAGUUUGGUAAAGAGUCACUCAUGAAAGACGAGUCUCUGCUGUUGUCGCCUGUGGUGGACACGCUGAAUCUGAGCCGAGAAAACUGCACCGCCUUUUCAAACAUCUGCGGUCACCUGGAUGUUGCUCCUGAACAGCUGGAUGAGCUUCCUCGAGUCCUGGAUGAGCUUCAUGAAGCUUCAGAUGUGUCUGUAUCACUGGACAUUUCCCAGUAUGAAGUACCAAAGGAGCCCAGUAAAGAAUGCAGCGUGGAUGGAGGCCUGAUGGAGUCAGAGCGUGCAGGGCGAACGACACUUCCGACUGAAUUAACAUUGGACGUGACUUUGACUCCGACUCCCAAGACGAUUCGAACCCAAAUCUGUGUCUCUACGUGUGAGCUCCAAAAAGAGGAGCUGUCAGUGCUCUGCAGACGAUCUUUGCUGUCAGCGAGAGUUCAGGCACAGAUGGAGACGGCACUUUGGAAGGCGGAGAAGCAUCCAGACUUUGUGGUGGGCUUUCUGUUGGCAGAGCCUCAAAUACCUGAAACAGCUGUCGACUUCCAGCCGCUGUGUGGAGCCUGGAAAGUCACAAAGUCGGAUUAUCACAGCUUCGUCUGCGGUGGUGACAAACUGGGGUCACAGGUGGAAACGGGAGCUCUGCAGGUGUAUUCAUGCAGCAGGCGUGAGUUCACAGAGUGCAUAAAGUCUGAGACGCCCCCCACCAACAAAGAAAAGAUGGAGGACUUUGACAAACUGUCACUUGAACAUGAGGAGACCGCAGUCAGAUCCGUCCUGAUGAAUCCCACAAACAAAACUCACCUGAAGAUAUCUGCAACUGCUGCUUUUCAUCCUGAAGCUACUGCGAACAAGACCUAUCUUCAAAAAGAAACAGCUGCUGAUGCGUGUCAGAACGCCUUUCUGAUGCCCACUUUAAACACAAACAAUAAAGAAAUAAAAUCUACCUGCAACACCAAAGAUGAAGUUUCACACAAGAGGUUUCCAGAAGCUGCAGCCUCGUUUUCUGCUUCUAUGAGCGUCAUCGGCGCAGGUCAAGACGACUGCAGGAUGGAGCAGACAGCUGCGUCCUCCAGAGAUGAUCCUAGAGGUCUGCUGGUUAAGAAAUGUCUUCCAGAGAAGGACAUUGACCCUCUGUCCACCUUUAUGCUACUGAGAUCUCAGCAGACUGCUGCUGCUACUGCAACACCUCAGAGCUCACCUCCAGCACCAGACGUGGUACAUAAACCGCCUCCAUCGGAGCAUCAUCAGUCUCCUCUGCAGCAGACGCAGAGAUCAGAUCAGAGGGAGACAUUUAUGCGUGGUGCUGUGUCAGGAAAUGCUACCAGAGAGCAGAGAGCAGCUUUUCAGUCAACGGGUCAACUCAUCAGUCGUCCUGUCCAUCAGCCCAAGCCUCAGGACAGCACUGUAGUUCAGGUCCAAGCCACUGACAGCCAGCAGCAUGCCCACUGUGAGCUGCUGGCCUUCGCUCAGCCUUGUUUUAGCUCUGCCAGACAGCUGGGGCUCAACUUCCCAGGAUGGCGGGACUUCAGCAGCCUGGCCCCGGACCAAACACACUUCCUCCUCAAACAGCAAGAGAAGGCGCUCUGCAGGACACAUGCACAGAGCGAAGAGCUGGUCAGAGAUCAGGAACUGCUUUUCAACCAGGCGGCUCUGAUUCAUGUGCUGGUGACUUUCAAGGAGCUGCUGUUGAAGUGCGACCUGAGUACUGCAUUGGAGUACCUGAUGAAGGCAGCUGAGGCAUGUGCAGAGCAGAGUCUGGAUCAGCUGGUGAAGAGGUUGCUGAUCAUCCUCCACCUCAGUCACAAGAACAAGGAGUCUAACCUGAAACUGCAGGAGCUGCAGCAGCUGCUGGCUGCAUGGCUGCACAGCAGGCCAGAACAGAGCAGCACGGAGAAGAUUCUUGUCAUGAUAUCAGUCGACUCUGACGACAUUAGAGCUUUAAUCAUCAGCAGUUUGAGCCAAAUGACUGGUGCUGCUGUAACUGCUGUUAGUCCUGAAGACGACAAGAAAAAACUGAAUGGUGCCAGUGUGGUCAGCAGUGUGAGCGACAGUGUGUGUGUAGUAGUGUAUGAGCAACACGUAGGCCCUGACUUCCCCUGGGGCUGUUUCUCCCUGGUAGUGGAGUACGACCAUCCAGGCCAGUCGCCGUGGGCCGCCGUCUGCAGAGAGAAGAGCAUCAGUCACCUCACCUUCAACACAGUCAUCUCUCACACUGGGAAGGAAAAUACAUCGUGGUGCCUGGAGGACAAUGUGCCAUAUGUGUUGUUGGUGACAGAGGGACUUCUUAACUGUCCACUGCUGCUUCAGACACUUGAGUCAGAGUUUAAUAUAACUGUGCUGGAGAGGAGCCACUCACCGUCUCUGCAGAUGCUCGGAGGGACCCAUCACUACGCUGUGAUCACAGCGGACGAAAGCACUGCUAUCGUCAUUCAGGGGGAGGAUGAACUGUGUGAGGAGCGAGCCAGUGAGAGAGUAGUGAUGAGGCUGACUGCUCUCUCUCUGCAAUACAACAGCUGUUGGCUCAUCCUGCACUGCAGAGACAGCCAGGGAGGAGGAUUUUCCAGUGAAGCCUUCAGUAACUUAGUGCAGAUUUAUUCGUCUCUGGUGCUGUUCGGUAUGAAGGCUGAGGAUCUAGAUGUCAAGGUGCUGAUUGUGUCUGAGGUGACAGAAAUAACCAAAUGGAUCAGCCAGAUCUGCUUCCACAGCCUGAUGGCCAGUGAGAAGAAUCCUCUCAACUACCUCGACAGAGACUGGCUGACUGUGAUUCCCUCAGAGGAGGAAAACUGUCUGUUGCAGUUCCCGUGUAUUAACCCUCUGGUUGGUCAGCUCAUGCUGAGGAGAGCGCCGUCCAUCCAGUGGCUCCUGGGGGCCUCUCUGUCUACGCUGAAGGAGCUGCUCCCUGAGGUGCCACACAAAGUCCUCAAGCUGUUCAGUGACACGACCUCCCUGUACACACCGACCACAGACCAGCCAGCAUCUCAGACCGCCAUCACUGAGACAAACCAACAAACGAGUCCACCAAACGGCCCCUGGACCACCGCCACUCAUCCCAAGCACAUGACCCCACAUCCAGAACUGCUCAUCAGUCCUCAUCCAGAACUAUUCUGUGGUGAUCAAAACACCAGCUUCCUGUUCGGAGCUGACCGCAGCUUCCGUGAACCAGACUCAGACUCGAUGAUGCAGGAGAGCAACACAGAUUUCAGACUCGACCCAAGUUCUUCCUUUGACAGCCCGGAGGUUCUCCUCCAGAGGAGCUGGACCAGCAGUGAUCCGUGGAAAGAGGAGGACAGAGGCACAGAGGAGGUGAUGUUCACUGGGUGGAGAGGCAGAGCUGGAGCAGCGGGGAGAGUUGUUGGAAGAAACGAUGAGUGGAUGCAGAGAGCUCCAACAAACAUCAACGCAGACACUCCUGGAGUCCCGCUCGACAGUCUUUUCAAGCUGGACUCCACAUUCAGCUACAGCCCCGUCCUGCAGCAGCCGGCCAGCAGUCAAACGUCCACGUACUCAACAAUCUACAGCGACCUCCAGCCUCCAGACAGCCACCGUACGUCCUACAGCCUGAGCCCCUCUACAGAGGUCACGCUGUGGGGUCGAGGUCAAAGCUCCAACAACUGCCUCACCAAAAGUGGAGAGACGACGAUUUCAGCCAACUACGGAUCCAAAUGCUGGAUGGGACAAGAGAGCAAGAGGAGGGGCGAGGCUGCAGGUUUGGUGGGAACAGUGUUGACGCCACUGAAGAGGGGGAGGUUAUGCUACGAGAAGGUGCCGGGCAGAAGUGACGGACAGACGAGGCUUAAAUUAUUUUAG
Messenger RNA from Plectropomus leopardus (leopard coralgrouper), 4566 nucleotides. Lineage: Eukaryota; Metazoa; Chordata; Actinopteri; Perciformes; Serranidae. The record is from RefSeq and is a predicted model, not a curated record.